AUGCUCCGAAAGACUGAUGUUGCAUCACGUCCAAAUUCCGCACUCUGCGUGCCUCGCACCGCCGACGAUGCUGCAAUCUCGGCGUGUGCAGUGCUGCCGAGGAACGCCAACCUGAACAUCGGGCGGCGGACAAGGUUGCGGAUCAGCGAGAACAUUGAUCAUGCCCUCGCAGUCUUGGCUGCUUUUGUCGAUCGUCGUGUCAGAUUUCGUACCGACAAGAGCGACGAGAACAAGAAGAAGGGGAUGUCGAGGAUCUCACGGGGUGUUGACCGAACGACGACAGCCAGCAGCCGAACAUGUCGAGCAUCAAUGACCAACACCGUAUUCGAUCCAGAGAUCGAGUGUACACAGCCAACUGAAUCGGUAGUCUCACCCACCGAUCCACCGUCGACUUUUGAUUCAGAACGGCGAGCAAGAGGAGCGGUGCUGCUGCUGCUGCUCUUAAGAGUCGAGAUUGCGUUUGGCUUUCAGCACGUUCCCGGCGAGGCAGACCAAGAGCUACCGUAUCCCACCAUCUGCCUCGGAGGUAAGAAGAAGCCAAACGGCACGAGUAGUAGAAGAGCUGCGUUCUUCCAUUCGUCCUCGAUAACGCAACCGAAUGCUACCAUCCAAUGUCAUCGUCGCGACGACACGACGCUCGUCUUUGCGAUCCUAAGCGUCAACCAUGUGACCUCGUCAUCGGUCGCUCGAGUCAAUCCUUAG
This is a messenger RNA of Pseudozyma hubeiensis SY62, 702 nucleotides long. RefSeq lists its product as hypothetical. The transcript has 3 exons. Lineage: Eukaryota; Fungi; Basidiomycota; Ustilaginomycetes; Ustilaginales; Ustilaginaceae. The record is from RefSeq and is a predicted model, not a curated record. Bases 1 to 702 code for a protein of 233 amino acids.